Molecule: messenger RNA, 1314 nt
Organism: Pseudogymnoascus destructans
Lineage: Eukaryota; Fungi; Ascomycota; Leotiomycetes; Thelebolales; Thelebolaceae
Exons: 1
Coding region: 1-1314 (437 amino acids)
Biological process (GO): coenzyme A biosynthetic process
Cellular component (GO): cytoplasm; nucleus
Molecular function (GO): phosphopantothenate--cysteine ligase activity
Source: RefSeq, a predicted model, not a curated record
AUGUCACUCCCAGGCGCAUCUCAACGGCCGCGUAUCUCUCGCUCGAACACUGCACAGCGCGCGGAGUACGACUACUUCUCCGACAACCCGCCGCCGAAGCAACUCGAGACUCAUUCUAAACUAGCUCAAGAAUUCAUCGAAUACCAUGCUGCUGCCAAUAACCGCGUCGUGCUGAUAACCUCCGGGGGCACUACUGUUCCCCUCGAGCGCCAGACAGUGCGUUUUAUCGACAACUUCAGCGCUGGUACUCGCGGUGCCACGUCGGCCGAAUACUUUCUCGAGGCGGGGUACGCCGUCAUCUUCCUGCAUCGCCAAUUCUCGCUGCUUCCCUACUCGCGGCACUACUCCCAUGCCACCGACUGUUUCCUCGACUUCCUUUCCGAGUCCGCCGACGGGACUGUGGUCGCGAACCAGGAGCACCAGGACAAAAUGGUCCACGUGUUGCGCAAAUACAACUCCGCCAAGGCCAAAAACCUUCUUCUUACCCUCCCAUUCACAACCAUCACCGACUACCUCUUCAUCCUUCGCUCUGUGAGCCAGCUCAUGCGCCCCCUCGGCGCCCACGGCCUCCUCUACCUCGCCGCCGCCGUAUCCGACUUCUUCGUUCCCCCGACCCGCAUGGUCGAGCACAAAAUCCAAUCCACCGACGCCGUUAAGAGCCGAGCACCAGAAUCCCCCGAAGUCUCCAACCUCGGCAUUGUGGACCGUUCCCCAGGCCCCACCGCCUCUCCCCUCGAUACCACCAACGACUCCCCCGGCUCCGAAGACGAAGUCUUUGACAACUUCGACUCGUCACCGCGCGUGCCGCGCUCCAAGCGUUUGAUAGUCGAUCUAGACCCCGUCCCGAAGUUCCUCAAGAACCUCGUCGAUGGCUGGGCACCCGAAGGCAUGAUCGUCUCCUUCAAGCUCGAGACUGAUCCCGAGAUACUCGUCCACAAGGCUGAGUACAGUCUCGAGCGAUACCAGCACCACCUCGUCAUUGGCAACCUGCUUAGCACGCGUAAGUGGGAGGUGGUGUUUGUGAGCAAGGGCCGUGCGGUAGAGGGAUCGCGCAUGCGCGAAGAGUGGAUCCGUGUGCCGAGGCAAAGGCGAGGAACGGGAGUCAAGGAUUGGACGGGAAAGGCGGCCCUGUUAACAGUAGGUGAUAAGGUGGGCGUAGCGGAUGCGAUUGAGGAUGAGAGGGAGCACCCGAGUGAUCCAGCCGACCUGAUGGGCGAGCCGGAGAUCGAGAUCGAGGGGUUGAUUAUCCCCGCAGUGGCAGACAUGCAUACGGCGCAUAUUCAAGCGCAUUGGAAGGUAGCGCCGGUCGCUUGA